Clarias gariepinus (North African catfish) is the source of this 4052-nucleotide messenger RNA. It is a transcript of the gene sh3pxd2b, whose product is annotated as SH3 and PX domains 2B. Gene Ontology annotation, biological process: superoxide anion generation. Gene Ontology annotation, cellular component: cytoplasm. The coding region runs from base 199 to 2808 and encodes 869 amino acids. The record is from RefSeq and is a predicted model, not a curated record. The transcript has 14 exons. Lineage: Eukaryota; Metazoa; Chordata; Actinopteri; Siluriformes; Clariidae. Gene Ontology annotation, molecular function: phosphatidylinositol binding; superoxide-generating NADPH oxidase activator activity; protein binding.
ACACACUCUCCCUCUCGCAGGCGGAUGACACACACCUCAGUCCGCUGGAACUCCCUGAGCUUCGGACCUGUGUGUGAAUCCUGCGCGUUAAAGCCGCUGUAGAGUGUUUACUGUUGACUCGGGGUGUUUCUCAGAGUGUUGCUCAGAGUGUUUCUCGGGGUGUUUCUCACAGUGUUUAUUCCGGGUGUUUGCGCCACCAUGCCGCGGCGGACGGUCCAGGAUGUCACAGUUCAGGAUGUCCAGAAGAGGAGAAACCCCAGCAAACACUAUGUUUACAUCAUCAAGGUGUCGUGGUCCGACAGCAGCACUGAGAUCAUCUUCAGGCGUUACAGCAAGUUCUUCGACCUGCAGAUGGAGCUCCUGGAUAAGUUUCCUGUGGAAGGAGGACAGAAGGAUCCGAAGCGUAGGAUCAUCCCCUUUCUGCCAGGAAAGAUUCUGUUCAGGAGGAGUCACAUCAGAGACGUGGCCAUGAAGCGGCUGAGACCCAUCGACGAGUACUGCAGGGCUCUGAUCCAGCUGCCUGCGUACAUUUCUCAGUGUGAAGAAGUGCGUGUGUUCUUCGAGACUCGACCUGAGGACCUGAACCCCCCCAUCGAUGAACCCAUCGGGAAGAAGAAAUCGGGCAUUGUGCAGAGAGCGACUUCUUUCCUAAAGAGAGGAGACUCGAGCGGCGCCGACCCGCUGCUCCUGGAUCAGUACGUCGCCGUCACCGACUACGAGAAGCAGGAGAGCUCCGAGAUCAGCCUCCAAGUCGGCCAGGUGGUUGAGGUCAUCGAGAAGAACGAGUCGGGUUGGUGGUUCGUGAGUUCUGAGGACGCUCAGGGUUGGGUUCCUGCCACCUGUCUGGAGGCUCAAGACGAUCCUGACGAUUACAGUCUGCCUGCAGAAGAAGAAGAGAAAUACGCAGUGAUUUACCCGUACACCGCUCGCGAUCAGGAUGAAAUCGAUCUUGAGAAGGGAAUGAUGGUGGAGGUGACGGAGAAAAACCUGGAGGGCUGGUGGAAGAUCAGAUAUCAGGGGAAAGAAGGCUGGGCUCCGGCUUCGUACUUAAAGAAAUCUGAAGCCUCGAGCCAAAAGAUGUCAUCGCAUUCGAGUGCUAACGAUUUAGACGGAGCGUGUAAACAGCAAAGCAGCAACAAGGAGAAUAAAGAGAACCAGAGGGAGAGAUUCAGUCCUUUUAGUGACAACAAGAGAAGAGCAGAUGUGCGUCAGAGACUUCCACCACGCCGAGACCUUUCAAUACCUCGCGGGACAAACCUGCCGAAGCCACCGGUGCCUCCACAGGUGGAGGAGGAGUACUACACCAUUGCUGACUUUCAAACCACCAUCCCGGAUGGAAUCAGUUUCCAGGCGGGAGUUAAAGUCGAGGUCAUUGAGAAGAACUCAAGUGGCUGGUGGUACAUUCAGAUCGAUGAUAAAGAAGGUUGGGCUCCUGUCACCUUCUUGGAUAAAUACAAGAAGAGCAGCAGCGCAUCCAGGCCCAUUUUUUUAGCCCCUUUGCCUGGAGAAAUGGCUCAGCUAAAGCUAGAGGAUGGUCCCGAUAGUAAUAACAGCACAGAAGAUAACUGGUCCAAACCUCUCCCGGACGAGCCAUCCUCCACUGCAGACUUCGCCGCUCGUCCCAAACUGAGAGACUGGAAGUCCAAUGCCGCAAAGAACACCUCCCCUUUCUCCAAUCCGCUGCCUCCAGCACCUUCUUUACCUCCUGCUGAGGAGAAACCAGCCCUUCCACCAAGGAGAGAGUCCAUCAACAAGAGCCUGGAGUUAGAGGAGAAGCUUAAAACAGAUGUUUCCAAACCGCUUCCGCCCAAACCUCCAGCUCCGGGCGUCAUUGUGCCCCUGGUUUCCCCCAAACCAGCUCCAUUCAAAUCCGAAAAACCUCCUGAACCAAAGAAGGACGAAAAGAACAAACCCCUGCACUUGAAGAAUGAGAUGGGGUUGGAAUGCGGCCACAAGAUUUCCGCCAAGGAAGUGAAGAAGUUCAACUUGAAGCCGGUGCCGAAGCAGCCACCGAAGCCCAAAUCUGAAAAUCAAGAAGAGAAAGCGGAAUGUGCCAGUCCCGCUCCUUUCCUGAAACCAAAACCGGUUGUUAGACCAAAACCUCCACCAGCCGCUAAACCAGAACUGCCGAGCAAGAGCGAGCUCGAUAUCACCAACCUGAGGAGCAAGUUGCGUCCCUCCAAACUUCCUGACGCAGACUCCAGUCAGCAAAACGGAACUUCCUCGAAUAACGGCGAACCAAAAUGUCCGCCCAAACAGCAAAACGGCCACGAUUCGGUAGAAAUCCCUAAACCUCAAAUGCCUGGUCCUAGAGAACCACCUCAGAGACCCAGCUCUGCUCCGAGACGACCUCCACCACCAAAGAAAACUUCAGAGCCAGAAAACAAACGAAAUUCCACAGAGAUCAAAGCGCCUCUAAAGGACAUUCAGGAGAAUAAACAAGCCCAAACUUCUCAAAACCGACCGCCACCUCCGAAACCAAAAGCUGCCGCAACUCCGGCUUCCAAAGACAAGGAGGAAUCUCCAAAGGCGAAAGUCCCGGUACCUCCGAAACCGCUCGCUAAAACCGAUAAACCACUGCCGCCGAAAGACAAACUUCCUCCUCUCAUCAAAGAUCCAGCUAAGGAAGAGCUCUUUUUGGCGGUGGCGGACUUUGAAGGUGACGAUCAAACUCCGGGCUUUAAAGAAGGCGCGGUCUUCGAGGUGCUCGAGAGGAACACCACGGGUUGGUGGUUUUGCAAAAAUGUAAGCGAUGGUUCAAUGGCUGAGGGCUGGAUCCCCUCCAACUACUUAGCCAAGAAACACUAGGUACCUGUCUUUCAUAUCUAUUUAAUUAGUCUGUGUUAUUUAUGGGUACCUUUACAAUCAAAGUCUCUUUACAUUCCAUUCUUUUGCGAGUUCAAACACUGUUCGUUUGUGCUUGCGUUGCGUUUUUACUGUCCCUUUUUUUUUAGGGGCGUCGGGUGGAUUUCUUUUUUUUUUUGUGUGACAUUUCUUUGGGAGAAAGCAACAAAAGUGUCACACUGCUAAACCUGUAUUUUUAAUUUUUAUUCAUGCAUGCUAACCAAACUCAUACUAUUUUUAUAUUUAUAUAAUCUUUAGCUCUAUAACAGAUUAGCAAUAUACAUACAUAUGUGACUUCUUGCAGCCUUCUUGCUAUCUAUCGUGCCUCGAUUAUGUACGUAUUAAUAUUAACAAUAUUAAAAGCCAAGUUCUCAGAGCUUCUAAACGUUAGCAAAAAUGUCUCUGUGGAGGCGUUGGGGGGCAACUAGCCUUAUGCUUCCUUAUGCAACUAUCACAAUGCAGAAAACCUUUAUAAAAAGUGUUACACCAAAAAAAAAAAAAAAAUUUAUACUGCCUAACUUUUAAUUAUUAUUAUUUUUUUUUAAGUUUUAAUCCAUCUUCAAGCCUCAUAUAAGGAAUUUUGCUGCAAUGCUUCAACUUGCACAUUUUUACAGGGAUGCAUGGCUAGCAGCUCACAUGCUAACACAACAUGUUUUGAAAUAAAGUGAUGAACGACUCAUUUCAUCAAUGCGUAUUAAUAAACACAUUUUCGUACGCCGUAUGGGAAAUACAAUGUUAGUGAUGCAUCCCUAAUUAUUUUUUUUUUUACUUUUUAAGAGAUGAAGUUCACAGAUUUCAGUUCUGUGGCACUGAGAACAGAAUGACAGCAAUCAAAAACCUAAAACUAAUCUAAUCUAAUAAUGGGCAAAGUUUUAAUAAUUUUAAUAAAUCUUGGGGGAAAAAAAAACCUCUUCGGUUCUGUUCAGCAGUGUUGCAUUACUGACGAUGGUGCUUACAUUCAGUAUUUUAUGAUCAUUUUCGUGUUUAACCUGUUUAACAUGUGCGUACUUGACUGGUUUCAAGUAUACUUUUUAGUGAGUUAACACUACAUUUUGUUUUUAUUUGUAGAUUGUGUUGGGUCGCUUUUAAAGUGUCAAUGUUUUUGUGCUAGAUUUUUGCGUCUUUUACACGAGAAAAGUUUGACGAUGCUCAGAGUCACGCCUCCACAAAAUUUACAGUGUAAAAUAACAGUAUUAACAGUUAUUUUU